AUGGGAAUUUUUUUGAACGUAAAAAACAGUGAAGUUAUUUCUAUGGUUAGCCUACCAGAUUUUAACCCUAAUGUAGUCAAUCAAGCAACAGAUGUGCAAAAAUUCAAUCGUGCUACUCUUGGAGUAUAUGAAAUGGGUUCAAUAUUAAAGUUUUUUACAAUAGCUGCAGCUCUCGAUGCAAAUGUCAUAGCAGUAAAUGAUAUAUAUAAUGUGUCAAAACCGAUUACUAUUGGGAAAUACAAAAUUUACGAUUUUCAUAAGUCUAAAAUUGCCAACAUUACUGUUCAGGACAUAUUCGUCAAAUCAUCUAAUAUUGGUGCAGCAAAAAUCGCGCUUAAAUUAGGUAUUGAACAACAAGUUGAAUACUUUAAAGCAAUGAAAUUUUUUUCCCCUUUGAAAAUAGAAAUACCGGAAAAAUCCAUGCCGAUAAUACCCAAUAAAUGGAGUGAAAGUACAUUAAUUACGGCAUCUUAUGGCUAUGGAAUUGCUACAACUCCGAUGCAUAUUGUACAAACCGCAGCCGCAUUGGUUAAUGAUGGAAUAUUUCAUCAUGCAACUUUAAUUCUUGAUAAAAAAAGUAUAGGAGAACAGAUAGUUACCCGUAAAACUUCAAGUAAAAUAAUAAAGCUUCUACGCAUGGCAGUGACAAAUGGAACAGGCAAAAGAGCAAAUAUAAAAGCAUAUGCAAUCGGAGGAAAAACUGGAUCAGCAGAGAAGGUUGUAAAUGGUCAAUACAACAAAAAUGCAAAUAUAGUAUCAUUUAUAGGAGUAUUAACCACGUUGGACCCAAGAUAUGUAAUACUAAUUGCUAUCGAUGAACCACAAGGACUGCCAUCCCACACAGGUGGGGUAAUUGCAGCACCAGUAGUCAAAAAUAUUAUUAAUAGAGUAGCAUCAAUAUUGAAUAUUGUACCUGAAAUGUAG
Molecule: messenger RNA, 924 nt
Organism: Cinara cedri
Lineage: Eukaryota; Metazoa; Arthropoda; Insecta; Hemiptera; Aphididae
Source: the annotation of a GenBank genome assembly